Fragaria vesca subsp. vesca is the source of this 3253-nucleotide messenger RNA. RefSeq names its product replication protein A 70 kDa DNA-binding subunit-like. Gene Ontology annotation, cellular component: nucleus; DNA replication factor A complex. Bases 1 to 2625 code for a protein of 874 amino acids. Gene Ontology annotation, biological process: meiotic cell cycle; telomere maintenance via telomerase; double-strand break repair via homologous recombination. Gene Ontology annotation, molecular function: single-stranded telomeric DNA binding; damaged DNA binding; zinc ion binding. Lineage: Eukaryota; Viridiplantae; Streptophyta; Magnoliopsida; Rosales; Rosaceae. The record is from RefSeq and is a predicted model, not a curated record. The transcript is spliced from 2 exons.
AUGGCCGUUAGGCUAACGGAGGGCGCGGUACUGAAGAUGACGGCGGAGGACGCCGAUCAAUCCUUCAAGCCCGUCCUGCAAGUCACCGACCUGAGACAGAUCCACACACAGCGCAGCGGCGGCGACUCAGAACGGUACAGGCUUAACUUGUCCGAUGGGUCCCACUUGGAGCAGGGGAUGCUUGCCAGUCAGCAUAACUCCCUGGUUCACCAAGGCCUCCUUCAGAAGGGCUCCAUCGUCUGCCUCACUGAAUUCACCUGCACCAAAGUCCAGAAUCGCAGGAUCAUCAUUAUAGUCUCACUGGAUGUGCUAGUUAGUGAAUGUGAUAUCAUUGGACAGCCUGUCAGAUUGUCGAAUGCGCAGUCCCCAGCGACAAUACCUGGAAACACCCAAUCUCUUAACAGCAGUGUGCGUGGGGCGGGUCAUGAAGCUAUGACUGAGGCGAGUCCCGAUCAACCUAGAUUGAAUCCAUCGUAUGGCGGUUCUUACUCUGGUAGGGCUGAACCAGGGAGAUAUGCUGCAACGAGCUCAGUUCCUAAUCACCCUAGACCUGAGAGUGGUUCUGGUUUUGCUGGGUCAGCACCUGGGUCAUAUGCUGGUCAGAACACGGUUUUACGCAGCCCAAGACCCCAGGUUUCACCUCCACUCCAAAGUUCUUAUGCUCACCCACCUCAGCCGACUUAUCAACAGUCGCGCUCAAAUUCUUAUGCCCAACAGCCUCAGUCAACUUAUCAACAGGCCCCUCCAAGUUCUUAUGCACGCUCACCACAGCCAACUCAUCAACAGCCACCUCCAUUGUACAGUAACAGAGGACCAGUAGCCAAAAAUGAAGCUCCUGGUAGAAUAGUACAAAUUUGUGCUCUGAAUAUGUACCAAAAUAGGUGGACAAUCAAGGCGAGAGUGACAGCUAAAUCAGAACUCAGGACCUACACCAAUGCACGUGGUGAGGGGAAAGUAUUUAAUUUUGAUCUUAUUGAUUCCAGUGGAGAAAUUAGAGUAACCUGCUUUAAUCCUGUGGCUGAAGAAUUCUACAGUUUGAUUGAAGUUGGUAAGGUGUAUCGUAUCUCGAAAGGUACCAUCAAGACGGCUGCGCGGAAAUUUAACCACUUGAAUAAUGAGUUUGAAAUUCAUUUGGACGCCACUUCGACAAUCCAAUUAUGUUUUGAGGAUGAUGGCUCGAUUCCACAGCAGCGAUUCAAUUUUCGGCCAAUAAGUGAUGUUGAAGGCUUGGAGAACAACACUAUUGUGGACAUAAUAGGUGUGGUGUCAUUCAUCAGUCCAGCUGCUUCAAUAAGGACGAAAAAUGGUGAGACUCAAAAGAGAACUCUCCAGUUGAAGGAUAUGUCUUGUCGUAGCGUGGAAGUAACUCUGUGGGGGAAUUUGUGUAACGUAGAAGGUCAAAAACUUCAAGGUAUGUGCGAUUCUGGGUUGUUUCCCGUGGUAGCUGUCAAAGCUGGUAGAGUCAGUGAGUUCAACGGCAAGGUGGUGGGGACCACGGCUGCUAGUCAGCUCUUUAUAGAACCAAAGGACUCUCAAGCUGAAGAGGUGAGGUUAUGGUUUGAGAGGGAAGGAAUGGAUUCUCCAUGUGUCUCUAUCUCCAGGGACACAGCAAGAAAUGACAUCAGAAAGACUAUAUCCCAGAUUAAAGAUGAGAAGCUAGGCACUUUUGAGAAGCCAGAUUGGAUCACAGUCGGUGCAACUGUCACAUUUAUAAAGAGUGAUAACUGUUUCUAUCCGGCAUGCCCACUCAAAACAGGGGACCGGCAAUGCAACAAAAAGGUUAUAAAUGAUGGAGAUGGGACAUGGAGGUGUGAAAGAUGUGAUCAGUCAGUACAACAGUGUGACUACAGAUAUAUACUCAACUUACAGAUACAAGACCAUACUGGCGAAGCAUGGGUAACUGCAUUUCAGGAGAGUGGCGAAGAAAUAAUGGGUAUAACAGCAAAAGAAUUUCAUUAUUUGAAACAUGAAGUGCAGGAUGAGGAUAAAGUUGCAGAAAUCAUUCGAAGGGUCUUGUUUACUGAAUUUGCUUUCAAAUUGAAAAUAAAGGAAGAGACUUUUAGUGAUGAGCAGCGUGUGAAAUCAACUGUCGUCAAAGCAGAUAAAGUGAAUUUUUCUACGAAGUCUAGAUUUCAGUUGGAUCUGAUCGAUAACCUUAAAAAAGGGGAAACUGCAAUACCUUGUGCUGGGAUGAAUAAUUCUGGAGUGGGGAGCUCUGCAAUUGGACAACAUACACCUGCUGUCAAUGUUAGUUACAGUACCAAUGCCGCUAAUGCUAGUAGUGUGUUUGGAGCACCAGCAAGUCAAUUGGGACACGUUGGAAGCCAGUAUAUUAGUCCUAGAGUUCCUCCAACUGGCGGCUCUGCUGGUUCGUAUCUUAGCUGUAACAUCUGUGGAGGUACAAGCCAUAAUUCUUUGAACUGCCCAAAUGUUAUGAAACAAUCAUCAGGAGGGAGCUAUGCCAAUAGUAGGCCAGUUGCCAGUAAUUCUGGUGAAUGCUAUAAAUGCCAUCAACCUGGUCAUUGGGCGAGCGACUGCCCUGUCUCGAACCAUAUUCCAGCUUAUGGAAGUAGUGGAGUCCAGCCUGGGAGAUAUGGAGUUUCAAAUCAAAGGGUUAGCUAUUGAAGUUGUUCGAUCACCAUCGUUCCUAUCUUUUUUAUUUCCUUUUAUGGGAGAUAUGGAGUUUCAAUUUCUUCCAUGUCGGAGCUGGGUGAUACUUUUGGCACUCCUUUGAAUCAGUCUUCCCAACAUAUGCUUUUGAGAGAGAAGCUUCUUUAGUACAGACUCUCGAUGUUUUUGUCAUGUCUUUUGGGAUCUCAUUCAGGAUAGUUCGCAGUUGCUUUUCUUAAGCCUUGGAGCAACUUGCUCCUGUUGGUAAAUACCUUUUGUACAAACUGUUUCUGUUGGGACAGAUGUAGAACUAGCAUAAUUUGAACUUUCUUCCAUAAAUCUGUCUUGCUUUGGAAUCUGACUGGUGGCUUUCUUUAUUGUAUGAACAAGGAGACUUGGUUUUUCAAUUAAAGACUUAUCAUUCGGAUUCAGUAUUCUACUUCUGUCGUUGUCUGGUUUUGUGUCAAAUAGUGUAUUAGAUGAUUGGUGUUGGUUGCCAGCAGAAUGUUUCUAGUGUUCAGAUGUUUGCAAUGUAGUGGUUGAAUUCAGUUUUUUAUGGGGAGUUAAAUUCAGCUUCACACUGCUGCAAUACUUAUAGUUUGGAAUGCCUGUACAGAUUUGCAGCAACGUGCCAUGUAUCAAC